This is a messenger RNA of Miscanthus lutarioriparius, 1296 nucleotides long. The record is from the annotation of a GenBank genome assembly. NCBI's taxonomy places the organism in Eukaryota, Viridiplantae, Streptophyta, Magnoliopsida, Poales, Poaceae.
AUGCCAAAGAAGGGGACUAAAUCUAAGAAGAAGGAGGUGGACGAUGUGCCCAAUCAACAAGAAAAUAAGCUUCCAGACUACCUGGAGCUCCAGCGCACACGCGUUGUCUGCAAUGAUGAUGCCCCCAUUUAUGUACACACAUUUAUAUGCCACUCUUCUUUAAUGGCUUUUCAUUUGUUGAUCAUGAUCACCUUCAUCACUUUAGCUUUGCACAUGUUUCCUUGUGAAAUUGUCUGUUUGGUCUGUUUGAUAUAUUGUCUUGCAUACAAACUUAAUUUCACAUAUAUGCACAGAUAUUUUUACAUUAAGCGUCUAAUUGACUACAUCACAGAAUACAACUCAAGGUUACCAACACUGGGUACAUUUGCUGCUAUGGGAGUUGAUAAUAGCGUGUCAGUGGAGAAGUUUUGCAAGAACUUCAAAAUCGAAAUAAAUCGUCUCACUGAAGAUGAUAUGGAGUUCGAUAUGAUUGGUAUUGAUGCAUCAAUAGCUAAUGCUUUCCGGAGAAUCCUUAUCGCAGAGGUUCCUACUAUGGCAAUUGAGAAAGUCUUCAUGGUUGACAACACCUCAGUUAUAGCAGAUGAGGUUCUUUCACAUAGACUAGGACUUAUACCACCACUUGAUGCAGAUCCAAGACUCUUUGAUUAUAUCUCAGUGAAAUCAAGUGAACUAGAGUGGUUACCAGAAGGUAGCCAAUUAAGCAUGUCAGCCCCUGCACACUCUGGGGACAAACAGAAGACUUUCACUUCCUUCAGUCAAAGCCAAAAGGAGAUCUUAGAAAAGCCUCUUGGUGUGAAGUUUAAAGAUAUUACUAUUGCCAGGCUUGGGCCAGGACAGGCUAUUGAAUUCGAGGCACAUGCUGUUAAGGGAGUUGGGAAAGUUCAUGCCAAGUGGUCUCCAGUUGCGACGGCCUGGUACAGAAUGCUCCCUGAGGUUGUUAUUCUUGAAGAAAUUAAAGGUGCUCAAGCAGAGGAGCUAGUGAAGAAAUGCCCAGUUAACGUUUUUGACAUUGAAGACCUGGGUAAUGGUGGAAAGAGGGCAGUUGUUGCAAAGCCAAGGGCAUGCACACUCUGUAGAGAAUGUAUCAGGCCUGAAGAGUCGGAAGAGUCCACCGAGGGCGCGUCCGAAGCCCAGGAGUCAUCUGCGCCCUGGAAGCAAAUCGAGCUACGGCGUGUUAGAGACCACUUCAUAUUCACCAUUGAGUCCACCGGAAGUCUGCGCCCGGAGGUGCUGUUCACAGAAGCCGUGAAGAUUUUGGAAGAGAAGUGCGAGAGGGUCAUAUCUGAGCUAUCCUGA